AUGUUCCAAAAUAAACUUUCUGGUCCAAUUCCUCAGCAAAUCGGAAACCUGAAGUCUCUGAACAAGCUAAGCCUUUGGGGAAACUAUCUUUCUGGUCCAAUUCCAACAACACUAUGUGGUCUGACAAAUCUCACCCUUCUUCCUCUCUAUGAAAAUAAACCCUCUGGCCCAAUUCCUAAUGAGGUGGGAAACUUGAAGUUUAUUUCUGAUCUGGAGUUGAGUGAAAAUCAACUUAGUGGUCCUAUCUCAGCUUCCUUGGGCAACAAAAUAACGGGUACAAUUCCACCUGAAAUUGGAAAUGCAGCUCAGAUAAAAGGACUUGAUCUUUCUUCGAAUAAAAUAGCUGGGAGCAUCCCUAAGGAGUUGGGGGAAUUAACUUCUUUGGUUAAGAUACCAUCACAAUUGAGUAGUUUAGAGAGCUUGGAGACGCUGAAUCUAUCCCACAAUAACCUGUCUGGUUCUAUUCGAGAUAGUUUUCAAGAUAUGCAAGAUAAAUUUUCUUCGGGUUUUGCAUUUGUGAGGUUUAAAUACGAGGAUGAGGAGCGAAAGGCCGCGGAAAGGCUUGAUGGAAGUGUUGUGGAUGGAAGAGAGAUUAUGGUUCAGUUUGCAAAAUACGGCCCUAAUGACGAGCGAAUGUGA
This is a messenger RNA of Hevea brasiliensis (rubber tree), 639 nucleotides long. Its product is annotated as probable leucine-rich repeat receptor-like protein kinase At1g35710. The coding region runs from base 1 to 639 and encodes 212 amino acids. The record is from RefSeq and is a predicted model, not a curated record. Lineage: Eukaryota; Viridiplantae; Streptophyta; Magnoliopsida; Malpighiales; Euphorbiaceae. Gene Ontology annotation, molecular function: RNA binding; protein binding. The transcript is spliced from 5 exons.